AUCUACAUUGAGAACAUUAAUGAAGAUAAUACAAUCGAAUUAUGAUCAAAGUUUCAUAAUAAAUAUCUUAAGUAUCUUCAAAGAUAUAAAUUCUCCAUUCCGAUGCCGAAUCUAAGUCGGAAUCACAAACGUUUUUUUUAAAUUUUAUCGUUCAGACAAUUACUAUGAAUGAAACUAUCUUCACAAUCACGUGAUCGCGAUGUGCGCGUAACGGGUCGAUAUUGAUCUGCGAUCGCGAAGAAAUUCGGCGAAGCGCGAUUCCCUCUCGCAUCUCGGCUCGCUAUCAAGCCGUCGAUCUGAGAUCGUUGACGAAUCGCCUGACGGGCGUAAACGUCUUGGAAACGAUAAGAGAAGGCGACUUUUGGCCGAUGGUGGCGGUAGCACUUACUGUUUGUUACUGGCGGAAAGAGAGCGAUCGGCAGCGUGGUGUAUCGACGAGAGCGCAGUGUCGUCCGAUACGCCGUCGCCGUAUCGUCGUCGCUUUCUCGAUCGCGCGACCGCGAGAUCGCGAUCGAGGGAUCGAGGAGAGAUCGGGGAUCUCUCCGCGCCGCGAAUCGAAUGUCGAAUUCGGCGCGAUGCACGGGAAUCCCCUGAUUCCCUUCGAUUACUUCUGAGAGUCCGCACCUCGGUAAUUAAUUCGGCAAUUAAUUCGGCUUUCUCGAUUUCGAAACACGAGAAGUAACGUAACACGGACGUAACGUGGACGGAGAUUCGGUUGUCUUAAUACGAGGUAGAGGUAGAUCGUGAGAUCGACAACUUUGUGUGUAUCCCGAAUUUUGGCGAGUUGAUGGGAAAUAGAUAUUCUUGUGGGAUCUUAGUGUAAUUUUUUUUUUUUUUUACCAAAUACCCCCACCGGGGGUCUCGUAGAAUCUGACUAAGUGGUCUCUCGCAGUCUACAGUGAGAAGUUGCAAAACUGCAGCUCCUCGAGACAGUGUGUACAUCUAUCUCGCGAGAGAAAAGAGAAAGACUUGCCGAAGACUACCGAGAAAAGUCACGAGCGAGUUUACUGUUAAUCUUCGCACGACGCCAAGAUGGAUGUUACGGCGAACGGUACCAGGGCCAACGGUAUUUUACAUUUGAAAAAUGGCGUGGAUUACGUCAAUCCCGGCGAGGAGGACCAGAUGGAAAUUUACGGAUACAGGCGGAACCACGCGUGGACGAUUAUUAUCUGGUUCCUGAUCGUCAUUACCGGAGGCCUCCUGAGGCUGGUCUUCCACUGGGUGCCGUAUCUCAUGCUCCUAGCCACCCAUACGAAAUGCUCGUUGGAAGAGGCGGAAACCGUUUUGCUGAUUGAGAAAUUUCAGGGAAAACACACGAGUUAUCAUGUGAAGAAGCUGAGAAUCUUGACCGCUCAGGAAAUUAUUAACAAAUCUUUCCACGAAGAAUCUCUGAUUGAUGAAGCAUGGGACGGUAGUGUGAUAACCACCAAGGAAGAGAAGGAAACCUAUCCGAUGUUAUCCAUACAUCUUUGCGGGGGUCAAUUCAAACAGGUGCCAUCCAUAACGAUUUUCAAUUGCAAGAAGCUGACUUACGUUUGGGAUCCGGAGAGAUCGGAAUUUCUGAAACUGCGCGGCCUCGACACCGACGUUCUGAUGUCCACGUUACAUCAGGCACAAGGUCUCAGUUCUCAGGAACAGUACAUGAGGCGCACCGUUUACGGCAACAACGAGAUUGUGAUUCCCGUGAAGAGAGUACUGACAUUGCUCUGCCUCGAAGUGCUCAAUCCAUUCUACGUCUUCCAAUUAUUUAGUUUUUGUCUGUGGAUCGCGGACGACUAUUAUUACUAUGCCAUGGUCAUUCUCGCGAUGUCAAGCGCCGGCAUUAUAAUGGCAGUCUUCCAGACACGACGAAAUCAACAGAAUUUGCGUUCGACGGUGCAUUCGUCUGACGUCGCCACGGUUAUGCGGGAUCGCACGACCGGCCAAACCGCGGUCGUGCCGGCCGCGCUGGUGCCCGGCGACGUCUUGGUCAUUCCAUCUCAUGGAUGCCUGAUGCCGUGCGACGCCGUGCUACUAACCGGCAAUUGCAUCCUCAACGAGUCCAUGCUGACGGGAGAAUCCGUACCGGUCACGAAGACGCCAGUCCCUUCCUCCAACGAUGUGAUAUAUAAUACCAAAGAACACGCCAGGCACACGCUUUUCUGCGGUACCAGGGUUAUUCAGACGAGAUACUACGGCAGUGAGAAGGUAUUGGCAGUGGUCAUUAGAACGGGUUUCAAUACCAGCAAAGGCGGCCUUGUGCGGUCCAUCAUGUAUCCCCCGCCCGUGGAUUUCAAGUUUGAGCAGGACUCAUACAAGUUUGUCAUAAUGUUAGCGUGCAUAGCCAGCAUCGGCGUCAUUUACACUAUCGUGACGAAAAUGAUGAGAGGCGUGCACGGCAGUCACAUCACUCUAGAGGCUUUAGAUCUCUUCACCAUCGUGGUGCCGCCCGCGUUGCCGGCUGCCAUGACCGUCGGACGUCUCGUGGCACAACGUAGAUUAGAAAAAAAGAAGAUAUACUGCACGAGCCCAAGAACGAUUAACGUGUCAGGAUCCAUCGAUUGCAUUUGUUUCGACAAGACUGGAACGUUGACCGAGGACGGUCUGGAUAUGUGGGGAGUGGUGAGCGUAUCGGAAGGGAAAUUCCAGUUGCCAGUCAAGGACAUUGCUAGCUUGCCGCUAUCCGAGAUCCUUAUUGGCAUGGUCACGUGUCACGGGAUCACCAUUAUCGACAACCAACUAGUGGGAGAUCCGCUUGACUUGAAGAUGUUCGAAUCCACCGGAUGGACGCUGGAGGAACCCGACGUGUCCGAUACAUCCAAGUUCUCCAUGCUGUUCCCGACGAUCGUCAGGCCGGCAAAAGACUCGAAGCUUCUGAAGAGACUGCCCAACGAUCUAAGCGGUACGCUCAGUCGACAAAACUCCAUGUCUUCCGACAUAAUGGAUGGUAUAUCUCUUAAUAAUCUUCAUGAUGCCGCAUUCGGCGAUUCCACGACGGAAUUAGGUGAGCAAGGGCUGGAAGUAGGCAUUGUCCGACAGUUUCCCUUUACGUCGAGCCUCCAGAGGAUGAGCGUCAUCACCAGAACGUUGGGCGCCAAUCACUAUGAUCUCUAUUGCAAGGGUAGUCCGGAGAUGAUCCUCAGUCUUUCAAAAGCAGAAUCCAUACCUCCAGAUUUCGCGGCCGUUCUUCAGGAAUAUACAUCCGAAGGGUAUCGAGUGAUCGCUCUCGCGCACAAAUCCCUCAACCGUCUUCCGUACGCCAAGGUGCAACGCAUAAAUCGCGAAGUCGCCGAAACUGAUUUAACAUUCUUGGCACUUAUAGUUAUGGAAAACCGACUGAAACCCGAAACGUUGCCGGUGAUCGCCGAGCUGAACACCGCUUGCAUCAAAACGGUGAUGGUGACGGGUGACAAUAUAUUAACCGCUCUCUCAGUAGCCAGGGAUUGCGACAUCGUGAAGCCCGGCACGCCGGUAAUCGCCGUCUCGACGACCCAGCAAAGUCAGUUGAAACCGCUGAUCUACUUCACGAAAAGCGAUAGUCAGCCAUCACCGACUUCACCAAACGGUCAACCCGAUCUAACCGAGAUGACCGAUCUGAAUAGCGUGGUUAGCUUAGAAACCGUUGAGAGUGGCUCCUUUGGCAAUACCAAGUUGGAGAACGAUAUCAAUUAUUUAUCGGACGAUGUGCAAUAUUCCAAAAACAAAUACGUGUUUGCUUUGACGGGAAAGACGUGGGCAUUGAUGAAGCAGUAUUAUCCAGAAUUAAUACCUAAGGUGGUCACCCGCGGUGCGAUUUUCGCAAGAAUGUCGCCCGACCAGAAGCAGCAGUUAGUCCAAGAACUGCAAUCUUUAGGAUACUACGUUGCCAUGGUGGGAGAUGGCGCCAACGAUUGCGGGGCUUUGAAGGCGGCGCACACCGGGAUAUCCUUAUCGGACACGGAAUCUUCCGUCGCCUCUCCCUUCACCAGUCGUGAGACCAACAUCUCCUGCGUCCUGACGGUGAUACGCGAAGGUCGCGCCGCACUGGUGACUUCUUUCGGUAUAUUCAAAUACAUGGCCGGCUAUUCGCUCACGCAAUUCAUCUCGGUGAUGCUCCUCUACAGCAUUGAAUCCAAUUUGACGGACAUCGAGUUUCUGUACAUCGAUCUCUUCAUCAUUUCCAUAUUCGCUUUCUUCUUCGGCCGCACCGAGGCUUACGAGGGUCCGCGUAAAAUGGCGCCGCUCAAUAGCCUCAUCAGCACGUCACCGAUACUGAGCUUGAUCACUCAACUUUCGAUCGUUGCGAUCUUUCAGUACACAAGUCUCUGGCACCUGCGUCAGAUGCCCUGGUUCAAGCCGUUUAACGCGACCGAAAAUAAGGAUGACGUGGGCUGCCUGGAGAAUUACACGGUCUUCAUCGUUAGUUCCAUGCAGUACAUCAUUCUGGCGGUAGCGUUCUCCAAAGGGCCGCCAUACAGAAAAUCCCUCUUUACCAAUUACGGCCUACUCACCUCCUUUGUGUUCCUUAGCUGUUUCUCAAUCUAUCUCGCAAUAUGCCCCUUCGAAUGGCUGGCCAAGUGGUUCGAGCUCGUGCUGCCGAACGAUCUGGGUUUCCGCUUCAUCCUGGUUGGCUACGGCAUGAUGAAUUUCGUAAUCGCGCUGCUGGUCGAAUACCUCUUUGUCGAGUACCUCGUGUUCAGCAAGCUGCGCUACCGUUGGCACGACGUGGAUAAAUCUCGACGGCAGUUCCUGGCGAUCGAGCGGGACAUGGCGCGCGAUUUGAAAUGGCCGCCGAUCUCCCCGGAACCGUUGCCGGAAGUGGCGCCGAAUUUGUUAAUACGGCAGAACGUCACCGAGAUCAAGAUCGAGAAACGGGUCACCGAACCGUGCCUUCCCGUCGACACCAGUUUCGUGAACAACUCGCCGAUUUGCGUCGGCUUCAAGCACUUCGGGUCCGCUCGAGAGGUCACCCUCAAUCCCAGAUCUCUCUUCGACGACUGCCGGAACACGGUGUCGAUGCAAACGGUGCCGUGCUUCGAGGACAAGGACUCGUCGCCGAAGCAAUCCGACGCGAAGAUCGCGACGGUGAAGCGGCGACACAACUCGGAGUCGGAGAACGGCAUUAAUCGUUACGAGAAGCCCUACAUGAAUCGUAAUACCAACCCUAUCGCCACACUUCCCAGGAACCCCAACGCGACCCUACAGCCGCAAAAGCUGAGAGACUUCAAGGACGUUCUGGUGCACAAGAGCGACGAUCGAGUGACGUCCAACGCUCAGAGCGUGCUCGAAUUAGAUAUUCUGCCGUCCUGAGGAACAAAGCGCUCGAGAAAUCGAUCGAAAGGUAGCUGAGUAUUUUGAGACCAACCGAACAGUUGAAUCGACUCGAUGUGAUUAUUUGAGAUCUUCAUUUUCAAGACCGACGCAUUUAGGAUAUCAGAGCGAUAAUUGCGUCAAUACGUAAGGUCGGAAAAUUUCGAAUCUUCGACGCGGCAAUUUUAUAUUUUGAAUGCAGGAUGCUCUUGUAAUUUCGAUCUCCGAUAAGCUCUCCUUCCAUCCGACAUUUGUGAUAACCAGAACGCAUAUUCGGAUAUCGGUCGCGAUGACGAUUAAUUUUAUAGUAGGAAACAAACGGAAUCCGGCUCGAAUUUCAUAUUCGAUUAAGCAAAUUCGAUUGCAUUUAGCCGGUAACGAUACCCGAUUCGAUGAUUAAUGACGUUACUUAAGCCAUAUAAUUAAAUAAGAGUAAAUCGGAUGUUAGAACAGCAUAAAGCUGUUUUUAGUCAUUACUUGCGAUCUCUAGUUAUUUAAAGUAGACUUGAUUAUUUCAUUACUCUUUCGUAGAGCAGCUCUUCGCGCUUAAAAAUAAUUAAUAUUUAAUAUGUACUUUAUUGCAUAUAUAUAUAUGUAAUUUAUAAUUAUUAUUUAAUUUCCCAAUCGUAAAACGUGUUCUCCAACUUCGGUUUAUUUAUAUUUAUCGACUCAGGCCAGGGUCCCUUUUGACCCACCCUCCUUCUCCCGUUCCUCUUUUCUCUCAUUCCUCCUUUCUCGACCUUCUUUGAAAAAGUAUUACUGUUAUUUAAAACCAAGAAAAUGUAAAAUAAAAUAUAUAUAUUGUAUAUUAUUGCGCAAAGAAGAUCGCGCUGGAGCGCAGUGUAUUGUCUUUUGGAGACGUAAAUGGUAACGUUCAUCGACUCUUAGAGCAAAGUGGAAACUUCGAGAGCAACUCAGCGUGAUAAUGUCUUUUUUUCAUUGCGAUUCAAACAAAUACUUAGGCCAACCUAAAACUGACUUAAUUCUUCAAAAUACGUUUAGCUGGGACGGAAAUUAACAUUAACCACCUGGCCGCUAUUCCCCGAGCACCUCAUUUUCCCAAUGCAUUUUUAUAUCCUCGAGUUUUAUUUGUAUUUAUUUAUGUAACAUGAUUGUAUAUAAAUAAUUUAAAACACGUGUAUAUGCGCGUUGCAUUUUACGGAAUGAUGAGAUUUGGAAAGUAAUUACGAAUAAUGAUAGAAAUUGAUUCGUUAUUGUUGUUGUUAAACAUUCAUCUCGGAAAAGUCAUUCCAACAAUUUGACUAAUUAAAUUAAAGGUGAUGUUGCAAAGGGUUUGGUGGCUAUCGAAAAAAAAAAUACCUAUUUAGGCAUAUUACAUUUAGCGAUGGAAUUAUCUUAAAUAUUAUGCGAUGUUAUAAAAUAGGCUUAAUCGAUAAGCGAUAGAUUAGAUAUUAAUCGCCAUUCGGAGCCAAUUAUCUAUUGUUAAAUAUUUACGUCAAAAUAAAAAAAAAUGUACUGUGUACUUACGAAUUAUGCGCAACGGAAAUAGGUACUUAAUCGCGUUGGUUUACUCGCGACGCUAUAGUUCGUGUUGAAAAGUAGCGGUUGUCAAAUAAAAUAUGUUUUUAAUGUA
This is a messenger RNA of Pogonomyrmex barbatus (red harvester ant), 6862 nucleotides long. RefSeq names its product polyamine-transporting ATPase anne boleyn (gene anne). The record is from RefSeq and is a predicted model, not a curated record. Lineage: Eukaryota; Metazoa; Arthropoda; Insecta; Hymenoptera; Formicidae. Gene Ontology annotation, cellular component: membrane. Gene Ontology annotation, molecular function: polyamine transmembrane transporter activity; ATP hydrolysis activity; P-type ion transporter activity. Gene Ontology annotation, biological process: polyamine transmembrane transport; intracellular calcium ion homeostasis.